AUGAGCAACUACAAUUACAACUACGACCCCUCGGGCACCACAUACGAGAUUGUCGGAACCACCUAUGAUACUCCGGCCUAUGACACCGGAUACGGCACAACAACCUAUGAUCCCAACACAGGCGCCUACGACCAGCACCUUGACUAUGAGACCGAUGACUCGCGACGACACCACCGCGAGCGAGUUGAUGACGACGGCGUCUACCGACACCGAGACGUUGACCGCCGUGCUGAUGGAAGCACCCGCGCCCAUCGGGAAUACGACAACCCAAAUACCGGUACCAGCUACCACCGAGACGUUGACCGCCGCCCUGAUGGAACUGCUUACGUCCAUCGGGAUUACGACAAUCCAAAUACUGGUAUCAGCUACCACCGUGACUAUGAGCAGUAA
Penicillium cinerascens is the source of this 390-nucleotide messenger RNA. RefSeq lists its product as uncharacterized. The coding region runs from base 1 to 390 and encodes 129 amino acids. The transcript has a single exon. The record is from RefSeq and is a predicted model, not a curated record. NCBI's taxonomy places the organism in Eukaryota, Fungi, Ascomycota, Eurotiomycetes, Eurotiales, Aspergillaceae.